Molecule: messenger RNA, 1427 nt
Organism: Fragaria vesca subsp. vesca
Lineage: Eukaryota; Viridiplantae; Streptophyta; Magnoliopsida; Rosales; Rosaceae
Product: probable 26S proteasome non-ATPase regulatory subunit 7-like
Exons: 10
Coding region: 123-1052 (309 amino acids)
Biological process (GO): proteasome-mediated ubiquitin-dependent protein catabolic process
Cellular component (GO): proteasome complex; proteasome regulatory particle
Molecular function (GO): metallopeptidase activity; protein binding
Source: RefSeq, a predicted model, not a curated record
GGAGGCUUCGGGUGGGAGGUAAGAGAAAGAAAAAGAACUGAGAAAGCAAAGAGAGAGAGAGACUCUGAAGCUCUGAAAAAACUGUAGAGGUUUCCUGGAGAAGAAGCUACUGCAAAUCCAGAAUGGAUGUGAUUAAAACACAGCAAAUCUCAUUGACGCCGAUCGAGAAGGUGAUAGUUCACCCUCUCGUUCUCCUCAGCACCGUCGACAACUACAACCGUGUCGCCAAGGACACUCGUAAGCGCGUCGUCGGGGUUCUCCUCGGCUCCUCCUACCGCGGCACCGUUGACGUCACCAACAGCUACGCUGUGCCCUUUGAAGAAGAUGACAAGGACCCUAGCAUCUGGUUUCUUGAUCACAACUACCAUGAAGCCAUGUAUUCCAUGUCAAAGAGAAUUAAUGCAAAGGAGCAUGUUGUGGGAUGGUACAGCACAGGCCCAAAGUUGCGAGAAAAUGACUUGGAUGUUCAUAAUUUGUUUACCGACUAUGUUUCGAAUCCUGUCUUGGUAAUAAUUGACGUCCAACCUAAGGAGCUGGGAAUACCUACAAAAGCUUACUGUGCUGUUGAAGAGGUUAAAGAGAAUGCUACCCAGAAAAGCCAGAAGGUGUUUGUUCAUGUGCCCUCUGAAAUUGCUGCCCAUGAAGUUGAGGAAAUUGGAGUGGAACACUUGCUUAGAGAUGUGAAGGAUACAACCAUUAGCACUCUUGCAACAGAGGUAACUGGCAAACUGACAGCUCUGAAGGGAUUGGAUGCAAGACUCCGAGAGAUCCGGGGUUAUCUUGACCUCGUUAUUGAUGAGAAGCUCCCUUUGAACCACGAGAUUUUGUACCACCUACAGGACGUGUUCAACCUUCUUCCAAAUCUUAAUGUUUCAGAGUUAAUCAAGGGCUUUGCAGUUAAAACAAAUGAUAUGAUGUUGGUCAUAUAUCUGUCCUCCCUCAUCCGAAGUGUUAUUGCUCUUCACAACCUGAUUAACAACAAGAUGCAAAACAAGGAGCACGAAAAGGCAGAAGACUCUAAACAAGUUACUGUACCAGCUGCAGCCAGCUAGAACAAUUUAAAACUUUGGACUUCAAGGGAUGCAAACAUCCAAUGCGUACUUUCAGUUCAUUCCAUCAAUUGACAUAUUUCAAGUUUGAAAUGGAGGAAUGCAUAUAGAACUUGCCUGAUGGUGCUUACCUUUUUCUGAACAAUGAUGUCUGGGUUAUCUAUUGAAAUUGGAUAAACCAUCUUGUACUUUAAUUUGAGUUUUUUUCCAUCGUGUUUAUCCAUGUUACUCUCAACCUUAUGAAGCAGCUGGUCUAAGUCCAAGGCAAACUCAUUUUAUUAUACAAUUGAAACUGCAAUUCAUGCCAUGUUUACAUUCUGGGUUUCUGUAACUCUAUCAUCCUCAUAAAUUACAAACAAAAUGUCAGGUUCUUCGCUC